AACGACUGUCGGCUCAGUGCUUCUGUUCGCCGCUGUUGUGUUUACAUCUGCUCCUCUCUCGCCACCCAUUAUCCUGCAGAUGAAAUUCCGUUGACUGCCGUUUGACCGGAUAUCGUUUGAAAACCACUCGACUCGCUUUAACAACAUUGACAUUUAUGUAAACGUAACCUAACGGCGAUUGAUUUAAAGUCCGACUUUUUCCCGUCUCUCAGCAUUUUCAAUACGCGUCUGUUACGCUAACCAGCAGCAAUAAUGGCGUCCGCUGCUACAACUUUCAACCAGAACCGUCGCAUGCCACCUUCAAUGCAAAUUCAAAAGAUUCUAGAUGAAAAUGCUCAACUGAUUCAAACUAUUCAAGAUUACCAAAAUAAAGGGAAAGCUCAAGAAUGUAUGCAAUUUCAGCAACUUCUUCAUCGUAACUUAGUCUACUUAGCUUCUGUAGCAGACUCAAACCAAAACAUUCAAACAUUGUUGCCGCCACCUAGCAUAAAUCAACAACAAACUAUGCAAAUUCAAGGUCAACAGCAUAUGCAACAGCAACAGCAACAGCAACUUCAACAGCAGCAGCAACAACAUCAACAACAGCAACAGCAUCAGCAACCACAACCUCCAUCAGCAUCAUCUAUGAUAAGUGGACAAGACAGUCAAAACCCUCAAGUUAUGCAACAACCUCAACAACAAGGUCCACCACAGCAGGCUAUGAAUCAAGUGUUUACACAAGGACAAGGAGGACCCCCUGGUGGAUAUCGUCCUCAACAAUCUAUUGCUCCAAUGAGGCCACCAACACCAUCUCAACAAUAUAGACCUUCACCUCAAUAUCAAGGACAACAACAAGGAUAUCAAAAUUUUGCAUCCACUCAAGGCGCAGUUGUUUCUGGUCAAACAGGUGGUCCUGGAGGAAGUAAUGUGUACAAUCAAGCGCCACCAAAUCAACCAUAUCCAGGUCCAGGUUAUGGCCACCAACAGCCAGUAACCAGUUCUAAUUAUCCAAAUCCAAAUUAUGGCAAUGCACCGCCCAAUCAACAGUAUCAACCUAAUAGUCCUUAUGCUAAUCAGCAACCUGGUAAUUAUCCACAAAGUGCUGCUGGUCAGCCACAAAACUUCCCACCUAAUUAUCCGCCAGGUGCGUACGGACAGCAACCAGUAAGUUCAAGUAGUGGUUAUGGCCCUCCGUCUAAUCAACCGUCAUCAUAUUCUGGUUAUGGAAAUGGUCCUCAAAAUACGUAUGCAACUUCACAAACUACACAAUCAGCUCCAUCAGCAUCUACCCAAACAUCUUAUCCGCCUCCUCCUAAUCAAACGGUACCAAAUGCUGUGGCUGGACAACAGACUGCACCAACACCUACACCUAAUUAUCCUCCAUCACAACAACCAAAUGCUCCACAAUACCCACCCCCAAACAGUGGUCCAAAUCAGCAGCCUGUACCAUCUCAAAAUUACCCUCCCCAACAAGGAUACAAUCAACCACCUCCCCAAAGUUACCCCCAAGGUUAUCCAGCACCUGGUCAACCAGGUGGAUAUCAACAAUACCAGCAAAGACCUUUAGCUCCUCCAUCAAAUCAAUCUCAAUACCCAGGUUAUUCAUACCAACCGUCACCUGUUGGGUAAAGGCUUAAAAAUUAAUACAUACAUGUAGAAUUAUGAAUCAUGUCUUAAUGUUAUAUUAUCAUCAUAGAUAUCAUUUUAUAUUUUAUUUAGAUGGAUUAUGUUAAAAAAUGUUUCUUGUAUUUGUUCAUGUAAUAAUUAUUGUACUAUUUACUCUCGGUUUGUAAUUAUUUUUAUUCCAGGUGUAUGGCUAAUAAUAAUUUAUUUUACAAUUAGUUUAAUUUGUGAUGAUAUUAGUAUUUUAAAUUCGAGUUUUUUACUAAAGAUUACACAUAAUUAA
This is a messenger RNA of Adelges cooleyi (spruce gall adelgid), 1885 nucleotides long. Its product is annotated as protein SSXT-like. Bases 253 to 1608 code for a protein of 451 amino acids. The transcript is spliced from 5 exons. Lineage: Eukaryota; Metazoa; Arthropoda; Insecta; Hemiptera; Adelgidae. The record is from RefSeq and is a predicted model, not a curated record. Gene Ontology annotation, cellular component: nucleus. Gene Ontology annotation, molecular function: transcription coactivator activity. Gene Ontology annotation, biological process: positive regulation of transcription by RNA polymerase II.